Messenger RNA from Cyprinodon variegatus (sheepshead minnow), 1473 nucleotides. Its product is annotated as atypical chemokine receptor 3-like. The record is from RefSeq and is a predicted model, not a curated record. The transcript is spliced from 2 exons. Gene Ontology annotation, biological process: phospholipase C-activating G protein-coupled receptor signaling pathway; positive regulation of Rho protein signal transduction. Gene Ontology annotation, molecular function: G protein-coupled receptor activity. Bases 6 to 896 code for a protein of 296 amino acids. NCBI's taxonomy places the organism in Eukaryota, Metazoa, Chordata, Actinopteri, Cyprinodontiformes, Cyprinodontidae. Gene Ontology annotation, cellular component: membrane.
CUACAAUGUCGAACAGCAGCCAUUACAACAACUCCACCAGCAGCGUGGGUGGGCGCGUUCGCCCUCUGUGGUAUCAUUACCCAGAAUGUGUGGUGGCCCCUCAGCCCUUUGUCUUCUACUUUGUGGUCAAGGUGUUCAACUUGGUCGUUGGGACGCCGGGUAACAUCUUUGUCAUCUGGCAAAUCAUUUCAAAGAAGAAGAACACCUCCACAUCUGACAUCUUCAUCUUCAACCUGGCCGUGCUGGAUGCUUACUUCUGCUUGAUGAGCACGAUAGAGAUGGUCAACAGGCUGGAGCUGGGUGACGAGAAGAUCUGGAUCUUCCAAAGGUUUGCAUAUGGAGUGAAGGACCUGGCGCCACUCUUUCUUGUGUGUAUCUGUGUGGAUCGCUACAUGGCUGUAGUACAUCCUGUGUUUUUCUCUACUUACCAAGAAACCAUCACCAGAAUUCUCAUUUGUGUUGUAGUCUGGAUGUUCAUACUGCCCUACAGCAUCAUUAAGGGGGUUUGGGGAAUUAUGAGCGUGAGCGGCAUCUUCGGUGGGGUCAUCCUCUUUGCAUUUGCCGUAAUGUUGUUCUGCAACAUCUCCGUCAUCUGGGUCCUCCGUCACUCAGUGGCGGGAAAGGAAACAAUGCACCCAGUAAAGAAGAGAGCCUUUAAGAUGGUGCUGAAGAAUUUGGGAAUCAUUGUCUUCAACUACCUGCCACCUGUGGCCUUCAUGCCCUUUGUGUCUUAUUACACGUAUUUUGAGUACCGCUGUCAGAUCAGCAUCAGCGUGUUCUCUAUCAUGGAUCUGAGCUGCAGCAUUGAGCCACUGCUUUACGUCACAAAGAUGGAUGGACCGAAUUGUAUGUGCUGCAAGAAGGCCUCAGAAACGCCGGCUGAUGUCAAGGUUUAAACAAUAAGCAAAGCUCUCCAUAUUUACUGACACCCCAAUGGCAAUGACACCUGCAAGGCUUAGAAGAAAUUGUAGCUAUGGAGACCAAGAGAAAUACAUCCAUACAUUUAUUUAGUUAAAAGAAGGAGUAAAGUAAAACUUUAAAAUUAGAAAAUGUAAUUGAAAUAAUAUUUCAAAUAGUUUUUUUUAGGUACAAUUUUGCCCUGAACUUAGAAAAGAUGCCAUCUAAUUGUUUUUUCUAAGUAUUUUAUUCUGAUACAAUGCUGCUGCAGUGAAACAUUGAUUGACUUUAAACCGUCUGACACACCUGUACCAAUGAUAGCAAUAAAUGUAGAGGGUAUUGUAACUACCUUUGUUAGAUUUUUUUUUUCUUAUGAUAGGAAAAUAUAUCUUUCUUAUCUUGCAACCCUACUGUUGUGUUUUUCAUAACUGCAAAUCAAGUUUUACUUUGAUCCGUUUUAUUGACUUGGAUCUGAUAUUUUACUUAACUUCUUUGCAACAGCUUAUCUUGUCCAUCAGAAAGUGGUUCUUAUUAUAAAUCCAAUAUGUAUGUUGCAGCUGUAGAUGAACAGAUUUA